Molecule: messenger RNA, 1588 nt
Organism: Achroia grisella
Lineage: Eukaryota; Metazoa; Arthropoda; Insecta; Lepidoptera; Pyralidae
Gene: BGRP3
Product: beta-1,3-glucan-binding protein-like
Exons: 8
Coding region: 40-1509 (489 amino acids)
Biological process (GO): carbohydrate metabolic process
Molecular function (GO): hydrolase activity, hydrolyzing O-glycosyl compounds; carbohydrate binding
Source: RefSeq, a predicted model, not a curated record
UCCGCAGUCGGCCGGCGAACGUUGUCGAGAUAGAACGUGAUGGCACAUAAAUUGCUUUAUUUUGUUGUGUUAAUGGCCUGGUGCCAUGCACAACCGCGAGCAGCUCAAUAUGUGGUGCCAGCAGCUAAACUUGAAGCCAUAUACCCUAAAGGUCUGAGGGUCUCCGUUCCAGAUGACGGCUUCUCUCUUUUUGCUUUUCACGGCAAGCUCAAUGAAGAAAUGGAAGGUUUAGAAGCUGGGCACUGGGCAAGAGAUAUUACAAAAGCCAAGGAGGGCAGGUGGACCUUCAGAGAUCGAAAUGCCCAAUUGAAAUUGGGAGACAAGAUUUACUUCUGGACUUACGUCAUAAAGGAUGGCUUAGGAUACAGACAGGACAAUGGUGAAUGGACAGUCACAGAGUUUGUCGACGAGGAAGGUAAACCCGUGGAUCCAAGUCUGGCACCUGAACCAGCACCAACUCCACAGAAACCCCAAGAACCAAAUAGGCCAUCGCCUCCUGCACCUAGACCUGAUCCACCAUGUCAAAUAUCUAAAACUACCGUUCAAGGCAGGAAUGCGGUUUGCGCUGGAAGUUUGAUCUUCAGUGAGGACUUUGACAAACAAGGAUUACAAAACUUGGUUAACUGGGAGGCCGAAAUCAAGUUUCCUGAAGAACCGGAUUAUCCGUUCAACGUGUACAUGGCAGAUGAAACGUUAGCCUUAAAUGAUGGAAACCUUGUCAUCAGUCCCAAACUACUGGAAUCACAUUUCCACCAGGGUAUCCUGUCCGAGAGUCUCGAUCUGACUAAUAGGUGUACAGGACCUAUCGACACAUCACAAUGUAAACGCCAAUCGUUGGGUGCCCAAAUUCUACCUCCGGUCAUGACUGGAAAGAUUACCACCAAGAAUAAAUUCAAUUUUAUAUUUGGAAAAAUUGAAGUGCGCGCCAAGUUACCUGCUGGAAAUUGGUUGAUACCUGAAAUAAACCUCGAACCUCGCGAAGAUGCUUACGGCUCCCGUCGCUAUGAGUCUGGUCUGAUGAGAGUAGCUUUCGCUAAAGGAAACGCGAUCUUCGCCAAGAAACUGUAUGGUGGACCAGUACUAUCAGACUCUGAACCGUUUAGGACCCUGUUAUUGAAGGAAAAGAUCGGCAUCGACAACUGGAACAGAGACUAUCAUAAUUACACGUUAAUUUGGAAGCCAGACGGCAUCGAGGUUUUAGUAGACAAUGAGAGGUAUGGAACCAUUAAUGCUGGUGAGGGUUUCUACUCCAGUGCUCGGGAACACGCGGUGCCGCAUGCUGCAACCUGGCUCAGAGGCACCGUGAUGGCACCACUCGAUAAACUGUUCUAUGUUUCCCUGGGUCUUCGAGUUGGAGGUGUCAAUGACUUCGCUGACGUCACAGACAAGCCGUGGAGGAACCGAGCGAUCAAGGCUGUGCUGAACUUCUGGAAUGACAAAGACAAUUGGUACCCAACCUGGUACGACUCAAACCUGAAGGUGGACUACGUUAGGGUUUAUGCUCUGUGAUAAUGGUACUGAAAAUAUACUUUAUGACACAUAGAAUUAAGUUUAUAAUAAAACAAUGCAUUUUCUAUAUUAUUGUAAA